Messenger RNA from Symbiodinium necroappetens, 360 nucleotides. The record is from the annotation of a GenBank genome assembly. Lineage: Eukaryota; Dinophyceae; Suessiales; Symbiodiniaceae.
AUGGGCGACCGCCUGGGCGAACGUCUCGCAGAGCUCGUCACCUCUCUUCGGGGCCAUGCUGAGGAGACUCGGGAAGCCACAGCUUCGUUGCGGAAGUCGGUGGAGCAGCAGCAGCGACUUUACCAGAUGGCUGCCGCAGACUUCCAGCGGAAGCUGGACGAAGCCUGCAAGAGGAAGGUGACCACCAGCCGCAUGGAGUUGGCCUCCGAGUCAUUGCAGAUGCUUCGCUCGCUGGUGGCAGGCCGGACCGCCGGCAGCCUGGAAAACGGCGAUGCUCCGAAGGAGAACUGGCCGCGAUGGUUCGAAAAGGCCGACGCUGCAGUGCAAGGCUUGCUCCGAACCGCGGGCACUGCGGCGGAG